Molecule: messenger RNA, 1893 nt
Organism: Miscanthus lutarioriparius
Lineage: Eukaryota; Viridiplantae; Streptophyta; Magnoliopsida; Poales; Poaceae
Source: the annotation of a GenBank genome assembly
AUGUCGUCGUCGGCGUUCGGCGACUUCGGUCCGCUCACCGAGCGCCGCCGCGCCGAGAAUGCGCGAAAGCAGCGCAGACGCAUCAUGAUCGCCGCCGGGACCGUCUCCAUCAUCAUCAUACUCAUCGUCAUGGGCAGCGCCGCGGUCAUGUACAGCGGGAAGAAGUCGUCCAGCGACGGUGGCCACAAGUCUGCUUCCAAGAGCACGUCGUCGCCGGCCAAAGGCAAGUCCAGCGGCGGGUCGGACUCGGACUCGGAAGCAGAAGCGGAAUCGGUGUCGGACGCGAAGCCGAAGACGGAUCUGAAGGCCGUGUCCAAGAGCAUCAAGGCGAUGUGCUCGCAGACAGACUACACGGACGCGUGCGUGAAGAGCCUUGGCAAGGCCGCUAACGCCAGCUCGUCGUCCCCCAAGGACAUCGUCCGCAGCGCCGUGGAGGUGAUCGGCAACGCGAUCAGCCAGGCGUUCGACCGCGCGGACCUGAUCCUGAGCAACGACCCGCGCGUGAAGGCCGCCGUCGCCGACUGCAAGGAGGUGUUCGCGGACGCCAAGGACGACCUCAACAGCACGCUCAAGGGCGUCGACGACAAGGACGGCAUCGCCAAGCAGAGCUACCAGCUGCGCAUCUGGCUCAGCGCCGUGAUAGCCAACAUGGAGACGUGCGUCGACGGGUUCCCCGACGAUGAGUUCAAGGCCAAGGUGAAGGAGUCGUUCACCGACGGGAAGGAGCUCACCAGCAACGCCCUGGCGCUCAUCGAGAAGGGGUCAUCGCUCCUCUCCGUACUCAAGGGCGGCUCGAAACGACGGUUGCUCGAGGAGGAGGAAGGCGCGGCGGCGUCGGCGUCGCAAGCCGGGCCGGCACUCGACAAGGACGGCAUCCCGGAGUGGGUGCCCGACGGUGAGCGGAGGGUGCUCAAGGGCGGCGGCUUCAAGAACACACUCACGCCGAAUGUGGUGGUGGCGAAGGACGGCAGCGGCAAGUUCAAGACCAUCACCGAGGCGCUCGCCGCCAUGCCAAAGACCUACGACGGAAGAUACGUGAUCCAAGUGAAGGAGGGGAUGUACGAGGAGUACGUGACCAUCACCAAGACGAUGAAGAACGUGACCCUCUUAGGUGACGGCUCCAAGAAGUCCAUCGUCACCGGCAAGAAGAGCUUCGCCGACGGGAUCACGACUUUCAAGACAGCAACCUUCACUGCGCAAGGCGACGGGUUCAUGGCGAUCGGGAUGGGGUUCCAGAACACAGCCGGCGCGGAGAAGCACCAGGCGGUGGCGCUGCUGGUGCAGUCGGACAAGGCCAUCUUCCUCAACUGCAAGAUGGACGGGUUCCAGGACACGCUGUACGCGCACUCCAAGGCGCAGUUCUACCGCAACUGCAUCAUCUCCGGCACCGUGGACUUCAUCUUCGGCGACGCGGCGGCGGUGUUCCAGAACUGCAUCCUCAUCCUGCGCCGCCCAAUGGACAACCAGCAGAACAUCGUGACCGCGCAGGGCCGUGCGGACGCGCGGGAGGCCACGGGGUUCGUGCUCCAGAAGUGCGAGUUCCAGGCGGAGGCCGCGCUCCGGGACGCCGGGCGCCCGGCCAUCCGCAACUACCUGGGCCGGCCGUGGCGCGAGUGCUCGCGCACCAUCUUCAUGGAGUCGGAGAUCCCGGACUUCAUCGACAAGGCAGGGUACCUGCCCUGGAACGGCGACUUCGGGCUCAAGACGCUGUGGUACGCCGAGUUCGGCAACACCGGGCCCGGCGCCAGCACGGCGGGGCGCGUCAACUGGCCGGGGUUCAAGAAGGUGAUCAGCAAGGCGGACGCGACCAAGUUCACGGUCGAGAACUUCCUGCACGCCCAGCCCUGGAUCGACCCCACAGGCACGCCGGUGAAGUACGACCUAUUCACAUGA